CACCCAUGCAACCACCCACACGCGCACAGCUAGCUCACCUACACACACCAACACACGAUCCACCCCAUCCAUCGCAUCUCAUUCAGAAGCCAAAAAUCAGACAAACAGACAGACAGACAGACAGACAAAGAUCCCCAAACAAACAGAGACGAGCGGACAUUCCCGGAACAGACAGACAGACAGACGGACUGUGCCAACAACUCUCUCAAACCAGUGCAAUCCACAGUCCGUCUGUGUGUCUGCAGUGUAUUGUGACGCGACAGCAAAGCCCCCCCGUCUCUAUCAUAACAGUGUGUCGGUCGGUCGGUCAGUCUUCGUAAGGUGGGGGCGCGGGUGGUGAGGCUGACGUCUGGGCCCCCGCAGCCCCACGCAUGGCCGGCCGGCCGCUCAUCUCAGCCGCGCUGGGUGGAGGGGGCGGCACCCAGCCCCGCCGCUCGAACGCCGGGGGCUCGUCAUUGGCCCCAUUGGCCCGUGAAGACGAGGGAUGCCCCACCCCACCACCACCCCUGCCACCGCUGCCUGGAAAUAUCUCUGGGGGCAGGGGCGAGUAGGAGGUCGGCUGUUCGUCCGGCGGGGGUCCGGGGCGAUGGUGGCCGCCGCCGACAGGAGGGGGAUAGGGGGCAUAGGGGGCAGAGUGGGCGCUCUGCAUGUCAGCUGACUCCUCCAGAUGGAAGCCGGGCAUGCGUCGGCCGAACCGGCCUAUCUGGCGGGAGCCCCUGCCCCGCCGCGUGAACAUCCGACCCCGCAUGCGGCCCUCCGACUCGGCGAAGCUGUGCUCAGAAAGUCUGUCGGUCCCCCCUAAUGGCGCGUCCAUCCUGCCGACCGGCUGGCUGUGUGGGGAGAGGUCGGGUCUGAACUGGGGGCUCGACCGGCGCUGGUCGAUGUCGCGCUCGGCCGCCAGGUGGAUGAAUGCCACUGAAAUCGUGAUGAUGAAGGAACGGCAAGGGGGAUAGAUGGAGAGGAGAGGUGAGGUGAGUGUUUGUGCGUGUGCUCACUCUGUCCGUCGAUGACCCGUUGUGGCUCGAGCAGGACGUGGGAGGCGCUCUCAGAAGACACGAACGUGACGAACCCGAAACCUGUCAAACACAUCCAGCCAUGCCAUGCAUCCCUCACAUGACAAUCUGAUCUGCAACAACAUGCACCCCCCCAUCGUGGUCAUCGUGGUGUGGUGUGGUGUGCUCACCUUUGGACUUGCCGUAGCGGUCAUACAGCACUGAUGCAUCCUCCACAUCGCCUUGCUGCACGUGCCCACGGACACACACUCAUCGAUGGCUUGUGCGUGUCUCAAUCAAUCGGCCUGUCUGUCUGUCGCGCCUCACAUCUUCGAAGGCCUUCCGCAGCGAAUCGUUGGUCGUCCGCGUAUUCAGGUUCCUGACACACACGACACACAACACAUCACAUGGGCCACAUGGGCCAGGCCAUCAUCUCCGCCCCACCUGAUGAAUAGUUUGCGCAUGGUGAUGUGGUUCUCGUCAUAGCCAGCAGCCGUCCUGCCCGGCCCCGCUCCCCGAGCGCUGCUCGAGGCGCUCUCCCCCUGCUGACCCGCCGCCCUCGAACUGCUCGUCAGCGACAUGUGCAGCGGGUCAGAUGCCAAACCGACGGUGAGCCUCCUGCCAUCAAGAUCGACGGGCCGCUGGAUGGCCACGCGGGCGGCGUCAGCUGAGCGGAACGUGACGAAGCCGUAUCCCUUAGAGCGGCCGAAGGGGUCCGUAACGAUCACUCCCUCCUCUAUCGGGCCGAACUGAUUGAAGGCCUGCAAUACACACCACAUGACUGACAUAUACUCUCUGGCCGUAUCGACGUCGGCAACAGCGAGCGCAGCCUGCCUGGAGGAGCGAUUCGGUCGUUGUGCGGUACGACAAGUUCUGACCGACACACACAGAGUGAGUACGUCAUCAAUCAGUUCGAUGAUUCGCACCAUCUGUCUGUCUGUCUGUCUGCCUGUCUGUCUGCCUGUCUGUCUCCCGUACCUUGACGUACAACCGGCGGUGAGCUCUCGUCUGCAGGGAUACACACAAAGCACAAAGGCAGCCCAGAAGUGUACACGUCUGCUCCUUCCAUGCAUCUUUGCAUCCAUCCCAUUUGGCUCACUCACCUGCGACGCCACCUUGUAGAUCUCCCUCCUCGCCGCCGGAAUGGAGUCGCCCAGUGUCACCAGCAGCUCCACCAGCUGCACACAAACCCACAACCAGACACACAAGUAUCCCAGUCACAUGUCACUAUAUGACCCUUUGCGACUGAGUGAAUGAGUCAGUCCCGCUGACCUGCAUCUUGCCGAGGGGGCUGAGGAGCCUCCUCAUCUCUCCCCUGCCCAUGGCCACCUCGCCACUCAGCUCACCGUGAGCUGUGACCUCGCUGGGUUCGCUGGUGCACAUCGCGUCACACAGGCGGGUCACGUGAGAGUGCGGAGAUUGAUCAAACAACAAGGGGGGAUGAGAGGGGUGGGAAGGGGCCGCAUGGUGGUGGACCGACAAAGUGGGUGCGGAUCCGUGCAGUGAUCUCUCGGGCAAGUCAACUGAUGGCGGGGAGGGCAGCAUGAACCGGGGCUUUUCGUCCCAAGUUUCAUUCCGCA
Vitrella brassicaformis is the source of this 2572-nucleotide messenger RNA. NCBI's taxonomy places the organism in Eukaryota, Vitrellaceae. The record is from the annotation of a GenBank genome assembly.